AUGUCAAUCGAAAAUCUCAAGACCUACGACCCCUUCGCCGAAGCCGACGAGGAAGGAGGACAGACUGUCCAGACCCAGGAAUAUAUCCAUAUUCGCAUUCAGCAGCGUAAUGGCCGCAAGACCUUGACGACCGUUCAAGGGAUCCCGCCCAAGUUUGAUCUGAAGAAGAUUCUAAAGGUCGUGAAGAAGGAGUUUGCCUGCAAUGGCACCAUCAUCAGUGACGAGGAUUCCAAGGGUAUGGGUGAGGUGAUUCAGCUCCAGGGCGAUCAGCGCACCAAGAUCAAGGAUUUCCUCACCAACGAGGACGAGGGUUUGGCCCUCGAUGAGAAGACCAUCAAGGUCCACGGCUUUUAA
Messenger RNA from Lasiosphaeria miniovina, 354 nucleotides. RefSeq names its product translation initiation factor SUI1. Gene Ontology annotation, cellular component: eukaryotic 43S preinitiation complex. Gene Ontology annotation, molecular function: ribosomal small subunit binding; translation initiation factor activity; RNA binding. The record is from RefSeq and is a predicted model, not a curated record. NCBI's taxonomy places the organism in Eukaryota, Fungi, Ascomycota, Sordariomycetes, Sordariales, Lasiosphaeriaceae. The transcript is spliced from 4 exons. The coding region runs from base 1 to 354 and encodes 117 amino acids. Gene Ontology annotation, biological process: translational initiation.